CCCCCCCUCCCAGGCAGGUGUGUAAGGGGCCCCUCAGGCAGGAGUGUGAGGAGCUCCCAGGCAGGUGGAGCCUCCCCCCGGCAGGUGUGUAAGGGGAGCCCCCGGGCAGCUGUGUGAAGAGCUCCUGGGCAGGUGUGUAAGGGGAGCCCCCGGGCAGGUGUGUGAGGAGCUCCCAGGCAGGUGGAGCCCCCCCCCCCCCCCUCCCGGCAGGUGUGUAAGGGGAGCCCCCGGGCAGCUGUGUGAAGAGCUCUUGGGCAGGUGUGUAAGGGGAGCCCCCGGGCAGGUGUGUAAGGGGCCCAUCAGGCAGGAGUGUGAGGAGCUCCCAGGCAGGUGUGUAAGGGGAACCCCCGGGCAGGUGUGUAAGGGGAGCUCCCAGGCAGGUGUGUAAGGGGAGCCCCCGGGCAGGUGUGUAAGGGGAACCCCCGGGCAGGUGUGUGAGGAGCUUCCAGGCAGGUCUGUAAGGGGAGCCCCCGGGCAGGUGUGUAAGGGGAGCCCCCGGGCAGGUGUGUAAGGGGAACCCCCGGGCAGGUGUGUGAGGGAGCCCCCGGGCAGGUGUGUGAGGGCCCCUGUGGUGCAGUCUCUGCAUGCAUGGCAUGAAGGGAAAAGUGAAUCAUCAAAGAAGUAACAAUUUGGUAAACUAGUAUCACAUAGAUAUCUAACUUCAGCCUCGUUAGAUAUAGGACAGUAUUCUGUGACAGUACUGUAUAAAGUGACUGACUGUGUGUGACUCCCUCCCCUCUGUGUCAUUGCCCCUGUACACACAGUGACUGCUGGCAGAAAGCUCAGUGCUGCUCAUACUCAGUAUCACUCUCUGCCCGGCUCAUCGUACGCCUGACCCUCCUGCCUCUGUCACUGCACAGUCGCACCUGCCGCUCUCUGAUUCUACUGCCUGUCGCUGCACAGUCGCACCUGACGCUCUGGUUCUACUGCCUGUCGCUGCACAGUCGCACCUGACGCUCCUGGCUCUGUCGCUGCACAGUCGCACCUGCCGCUGUCUGACCCUCCUGGCUCUGUCGCUGCACAGUCGCACCUGGAGCUCACCCUCCUGCACACAUCGCUGCAGAGAGCGGCUGGCGGCCGGGUGUGACCCGCACUGGAGGGUGGCCUCAGCUGUCACUCCGGCUGCAGGUGUCCCCUUACUCCUCCGCCCACUGCCCCACUUCUGGUGACACCAGAGCAGCCGCGCACAGAGCAACGGGCAGCUGCAGACGCAUCUUUCCCGGGCACAGCAUGGGGAUCACACCGGGGUCCUGGCAGCACUGGCUGGGGGUGCUGUGGACCCUGCACUGGCUACUAGGUCUCUCCUCGGCGCUGCUGGAGGUUCAUGUGGAGCAGAAAUCGGUGACCGCGGUGCAGGGACAGCGUAUCACCCUUCCCGUCUGGUUUUCCAGCAGCUCAAAAGAGAAACCGUAUAUCACCUGGUUCAUACAACGAGCACAGACAGAGCAGAUCCAGAUUUUGAAAUACAUGGGUGGAGAAGUUGACAUAUCUGAGGAUUUCAAAGGCCGGCUGAGCUUUGUCCACCCCAUGCCUGCCAAAAACAUUUCAAUAGUAAUUAACAGAACUCAGGCCACAGACUCCGGGCAAUACCGGUGUUACGUCAAUGUGCAGGACGACAACAGUGUUGGCAGAGGGAACAUUGGAGUGAUUGAUGUGUCCAUUCUGGUGCCCCCGUCCAGACCCAUAUGUCAGAUCCACGGAAACUCGUAUAUUGGAGCCAACGUCACGCUGAGCUGCAGGUCUCCCACCGGGGACCCGGCACCCACUUACUCCUGGAUGAAGAAAGCACCAGACAACUUGGUCUACUUUUCUCCUGCUCACGAUUCCAUGAAGGGAACAUUGACUCUAACGAACCUGACAGCGGACAACACCGGGACAUACGUGUGUACAUCCAAGAACAUAGCCGGUGUGGCGGAAUGUAACGUCACCAUGGAAGUGACAUCAUCAUCCAGGACCGCCAUCAUCGUAGGCGCGGUGGUGGGAUCCAUCGCUGGGCUCUGCUGCCUAGCGGCGCUGGUGGCCGUGCUGGUCUACCUGUACCGACGCGAGAGGAAGGAGUCGCAGGACGACGUGGAGAAUGACAUCAAGGAGGACGCCCCGGCGCCAAAGUCGCUUACCUGGGCCAAAGCCAACGACUCGGAUCUAGUCUUCAAAAACGGCACCAUGUCCUCCAUCAACAGCAACCGCGACCACAAGCCCUAUCCGUCCAAAUCUCCCUCCGACACCACGUCCGUCAACACGGCGGCCGGCUACAACCCCCCACCCUACGCGGGCGACAGGGGCCGCAUCACAACGCCCACCCCCAGCUUGUCCAGUCAGUCGUUGCCCAGCUACAUGGCACCAGCCAACGGCAACUAUUACAGCACGGCCGUGCCAAAGAGCAGGAGCCCCCAACAGAAGACCAACGGCGUAGAUCCGCAGGUUCCGAGGAAAGAAUUAAACGUCGCCUCCGGCGUCACCCCCUCCAAUCUGGUGCGGAUGGGGGCUGUGCCAGUUAUGGUUCCGGCGCAGAGCCAGGCGGGGUCCCUGGUGUAACCGUACUCUAUUCCAUCUAUAACAGAAUGUUUACAGCUCUCCGCAGCAGCCGACAUUUAUGAAACCGGUUCCGGCACCGUCGGCAGGCUGCUUUCGUUAUCUGCACUGGAUUACCCGGGGGGGGGGGGGAGGGGGUGACCCCUGGGUUAUACGUGCUGUUCCCUCUCCCCAGCCCUGCACACAGGCCGCCCAGACUACAGUGCGUGGCGGACAGUUCUCAUUUUCAUGAAUCGCCGACACACGAAACCUUUUUGUAAAUGUUUUUUUUUUUUUUUAAAUGAGAACAUGGAGCCGCUGCUUUUAUAGUUUGCUGUUCAGUGUCUUCUCUCUCAUGGUGGAAUAUAGACCUCUGUCACUCUGCCGUCUGCCCCCGACCCCCCGGAUUUGCUGCUGCAACCAUUUCUCUUGCCUUAUUUUCCAAACUCCCGAGUCCCGAUCCCCUGUAUUAUAGACAGACGCAAGUAAGUUCCGGUAACGUUAUAAUCUACAGAAGGAAUUUUGGGUGCUUAUUAUACAGUAACUAAACUCCCUGUUACAGGGUUGUUAUUGUUUUUGGUUUCCACCUGCACGGGGCUCUCAGACAAUGUUAGGAAGGGCGGAGGGUCCUGCUUUACAUACGAAUCACAUGAACAGUCUCAGUGUUGCUGUGUCUGCAAUGGUCCCGGCUGCACAGUAUGAUCUUGCUAAAUGCAACUAAGGGCAGGAGCCCAGGGGGAAUGUUUUUUGGGGGGAGCCAUCACUCUGUACUCUAUAGUAUAUAUGUCUGAUAUCCGUUAUAUUUCUUUAUAUACUGUGUUGUAUUUCUGUUAGGAGUGCAGCGCCCUCUUUAUACUGCAAACCUAGAAGACGGGACAGAUCAAGCAUUACAGUUACUGUGAUAGUAUAAAGAAGGUGACACGUAACAGAUAUUGAGGGUCAUUCCGAGUUGAUCGCUCGCUAGCGGUUUUUAGCAGCCGUGCAAACGCUAUGCCGCCGCCCACUGGGGAGUGUAUUUUAGCUUAGCAGAAGUGCGAACGCCUGUGCAGCCGAGCUCUGCAAAAGCAGUUUGUGCAGUUUCUGAGUAGCUCCAGACUUACUCGUCGCUUGCAAUCACUUCAGCUUAUUCGUGUCCGUAUUUGACGUCGUACACCCGCCCAGCCAUGCCUGCGUUUUUCCAGACACGCCUGUGUUUUUUUGCAAACACUCCCUGAAAAUGGUCAGAAACGCCCCCUUCCUGUCAAUCUUCUAGCAGCCGUCAGUGCGAAGGAGAACUUAGCUAGAACCUGAGCACAACCACAAAGGGCUUUGUACCAGUACGUCGCACGUGCGCUUUGCGGUGCACACACAUGCGCAGCGAUGCCGUUUUUUUUCACCUGAAUGCUGCGCUGCGAAAAUCAGCAGCGAGCGAUCAACUCGGAAUGACCCCCAUUAUACAUUGAACGCACCUUUCAUAAAGGGACCCUAACCCUAUAUGUUUCUUAUUUUCCCUUUUUAUCUGUCUAAAUAUUUAGAAAUGAAUGUAUACAGAUACUCUUUUUAUAUGAGAUCACCUUUCAGUAGAGGUGUCAUUGUUUACCUUCUCUUUCCCAUAAUCGCCUUAUCUGCUAGCAGCGCUCUCCUGCAAGUAUCAACAAAAACGGAAUCUCCUGACUGUAUAAAAGACGGGGGUAUGGCCUGGUGGCAGGAGAUAGGUGUGACAUCAUCUGGGAAGGGUAUGACAUCGUAAAGGGGCAUGGUCAAGCCUGUCUAUUUAAAGUUUAAAAAAAAAUGAAAAUCUUGUUCCUGUUUUCCAUUGCUGACGCAUUUCACCCCCAAUAACUGAGCUACAUUUGCGCACUAUCCUGGGCAAAGAAGGAGCUGUGGGGGGGAUAUUGAGGCGUUGAUAUACUGAGUGGAUCCCAACAUUUUACCUACAUUUUUGAUGCCGUCCCAGUAAUAUAGUAAUGGAUCGUGAGUGAUAUAAUGGGAUCUAACAGGAGCACAGCUCUGGCCGCAGAUGAUGAUUGCAUUCUGGCCGCUGUGCCCUAAGUUACCCCAUAUCCCACAACGUUACUGACCUGGGGUCCUGACGGCUGAAGUUUUUAGUCCUUUUUAUGCAGUUUUUUUAUAUUAAAAAAAUCAUUUACACGGUGAUAAAGUAUCAGCCAAUCAGCUCCUGUCAUUUUUCAAACACAGUCUGGGAUGUACUAAGCGGACAAUGCGGUAAACCCCCGUUUACUGCGUUUCCCAAAUGCACUAAGCCCCAGCCGCCGUAACAGCGCAGCGGAGGGGAUCCCCAGCUGGCGAUACCCCAAAGAAGCCUAUGGGCUUCUCACCGCAGCACUGGUCCCUCCCAGCAUGCCCUGCGGCCGCCCCCGUCACGGUGCCACCGGAGAUUGCGAAGGACAGCCCUAAUCGGAAAUGCGGCCUCUCUUGUAUCCCUCAGAUGGAUAUAUAACGCCUAUAAAUGCGUAUACAUUACCAGUCAGACAGUAUUCUCCAGCAGAGCCGCCUCCUUACUCAGCUCAGCGACCGCCAUGACCUGUCCGCUGACUGCGUCAUUAUAUUGUGUUAUUGUAUCGUCCACAUGUACAGAUAUGAAACCAAAGCUGAUUUAUCAUGUAUUACUACUUUUACAUAUUAACAGGAUAACCAGUCCAUCAGGACAACAUACUCUCAAUGUGGGGGAGAUGUAUCAAGACUUGGAGAGAGAUAAACUAGAGAAGAUCCCGAGAGUAACCAGCGUCUGUCAUUCACCCAGCGCAGUCUCUGAAAUGACAGGUAGAAGCUGAUGUGGUUGCUCUGGGCAGCGUCUGCACUUUAUCUGUCUCCAAGGCUUGAUACACCUCCCCCCAGGGCAUUGAUUGAAUGUGAGAUACAAGUGGGUUAUUCUAUAUACUGUGUGACAGAUAUGUUAAUGUUUCAUUACGUGCUUUGUAAAUGCGACCGGUAACGCGAGUUACUCUGCUGUAAUAUUUAAAUAGACUUUUUCAUUAAAAACGACGUCUGUCACAUUUUCCUACAGAC
This is a messenger RNA of Pseudophryne corroboree (corroboree frog), 5520 nucleotides long. RefSeq names its product endothelial cell adhesion molecule (gene ESAM). The transcript has 7 exons. Gene Ontology annotation, biological process: homophilic cell-cell adhesion. Gene Ontology annotation, molecular function: cell-cell adhesion mediator activity. Lineage: Eukaryota; Metazoa; Chordata; Amphibia; Anura; Myobatrachidae. Bases 1231 to 2535 code for a protein of 434 amino acids. Gene Ontology annotation, cellular component: adherens junction; plasma membrane. The record is from RefSeq and is a predicted model, not a curated record.